AGGACUAAAGGGUUCGCCGCCGAGUCAGUUAUAUGCUACAGCUGUAGACAAGAGUCGUGGUAUUUGGAAUUGUGUGUGUGUCUGCGUGUGACUGGAUUCUGGUUCGAUUUCUCGCUUUGUAGCGGCUAGGUGGUUCCGUCGGCGGCAGCAGCUGAAGAACAGGCAGAUAGCUGAGGCGGCAGGAAGGGCGCCCGUUGAGUCGAUAGUCUGUGGCCGAAAAGUCUAACUGAAAGCAGACGGCGAGUCAGAGCAGCAUUGGCGGUGGUUGGAGCAGUCUCUUGCAACCCAUUCAAUGUAUACAUACUAGUCGGAGAGAGACCCAUAGAGUGGCUGGACUAUACAGGUGUACGGCUACCGCAGUAUUUUGGCUGCUGCUGCAGCUGCGGCGGCGUUCCGACUACACUACAACCGAGGUUUGGUUUAAUUCUGGUGACUCUGGUAGUGCUAUUUGGUAGGUAAAGCAACAAGAAGAGAUGAUUUCUGAUUGGUGUCUUUUGUUGUUGUUGUGUAGUGUGAUUUUGUACGGUGAGUGUUUCCAAGCUGUGUUGCCGACCCAGGGGCUUUAGGCGUACCGCACUGUAUUUCGCAAUACCGGCGCAAAUAUCAGUGACCCUUUGAGAUAGCGGCCCACAACCGAAGCGGGCCCAGGUGGUAGUCCCCAUGCAAUCCCCACCCGGUUGGUGUGACAAAAGUCUCGUCGAUUGUGUCUAGUAGUCGAAGAAUACGACGACGACGACAACGACGGCGCCUAGAGCGACCACUCAAACGAAACUAACGAAAACAACAUUAGCAGGCGCAGCAACAAAUAGAGAGAAGACAAGCCUCUGAGCCAAAGAAGGAGGCGGAGCUUUCUGUUCCACUUUACAACUUGUUCGACGACCAGGGUCAUGAGAAGUACAUCGUAUGUUCCGGUGCGGUCUUGGAAGAUUCAUGCUGCAAUACAGAGUACUAGCGCACUUAGACCUCAGGUUGUAACGAAGCAACCUGGAAUGAACCUGCAAGUUCAACGAACAAAUAUCGUCCAUCGGAGCACUAACCUAUGAAGCCUUUUCGUCACAGCCGAUCUGUCAUUCGAAAGCUGACUGAAUGCGUCCACGAGUAGAUGUCUAUCGAAAUUCCACGUCAUUCAAAGAUCGAUCGUAAACGAUAGCUUUGUGCUGCGUUGCACUAUUUGUAUGAAUCAUGUUGUGUUGAAUAACAAUAGUUCACCACGUCAUCGUUUCCGGAAACGUUGAACUUAGUUGUAUCGAUUUUCACCUAAUUGCACUAAAAUACGACGUACGGACAUAACGAGUCAUCUGUACAUUCUUAAAGUUUUGUACGCUAACGAACUCGUCGGAUCUGAAAAGUUUCCUCAGGGUUUUCGAAUGGCGCCUGCAAAUGCUCAAGUGCAGGCUAUAACUGUUAUCAACGACAGAGAACAGUUUGCUGCAGGUCUAUCGCAGAACCUAGUCAGCAAUAAAUACCAGACUGAUAAAUCUCUGAGAGCGCCAUCGAACUCAUCACAAUCGGCUAAUGAAUCUUCCGAAUUCGAUGCUAAACGCCUGAAAUUAUUGGCCAGCUACCGAACGGACAGACCGCGAUGUUGCUUUCGCGAGCUGCCAGUUAUUCCCACACGGGAGGACAUCGAUGAGGAAACGACCUAUUUACGUCCUAACAUUACCAAAGGAACGUAUGCCAGCGUCAGUGAAUACCUUGAUAUAUUAUUUCGCCUCCUUCGAGAAGAUUAUGUAGCCCCUCUGAGGACAGGUGUACGAAAAUUUCGCGAAUUUUUUGCUGCUGCAUCCAGAAACGGCCAAGGUUUGAAGGGAUUGCACUCCAUUGAAGAUGUACGAUUCUUCUUGAAUGUGAACAUUGAUAAGGAAGCUAGCCGAAGAGCCAAUCUAAGACCAGACCAGAGGGUCUUUCGGUUACCGUAUGCUUCUUGGAUUGGCAUCGAUUGGGAACAAUCUUCACGUCUUAUGGAUGGCUGUUUGAUUGGAGUGUCCAGUGACAAUUUCAAAACUCUCAUAUUUGCCACUGUUGCGCAACGGACGCCCAAGCUACUGAAAAGAGGCUACUUGGUUUUGCAAUUUUUUUCCGAAGAUGAGUGUCGCGCUCUCGAUCCUACCACGAACUUCACGCUUAUUGAAAGCUCAAGCGCCUAUUUUGAGGCUUAUCGACACAACCUUCAAGUAUUGCAGUCAAUGAACGAAGACCAAAUUCCGCUUGUGUCGUAUCUAGUUAACGCAGAUAAACGGGUACGCACUCCGGAGUUUCUCGAAGCCCGAAACGGCAAAUUUGACUUUACACCAAUUCUCCGACAUAACGAACCCGACAAAAUGGGGGAUGCAGUCGGGCCUCCGACGAGCGCGAAAAUCAACGGAAAGCAAACUUUAAAACCCACCACCUGGCCGAGUCAAGAGGCAACCAUUCUUAAUGCUCGCCAGUACGAAUCCAUGAAGCACGUGCUUUCAAGAGAACUAUGUCUAGUGCAGGGCCCACCAGGUACCGGCAAAACGUUCGUGGCCCUCAAAAUGGCUGAGAUGAUGCUUUAUAAUCGUUUAACGGAUAAACCUAUCUUGGUAGUGUGUUAUACAAACCACGCACUCGACAGGUUCCUUGAAGGUAUGCUUAAAUUUACUGAUAGUAUUGUCCGUAUUGGCGGCAACUGCAAAAACACAAGGUUGGAAAGAUACCUGUUGCGUUCCCUUCAACAAAGUCAGGCAAAUGCUAAGAGCGUGAAACUUGAACAACAAAAGUCAAGGACAAUCCUCUACAAUCUUCGUAAAACAGAGGAACUCCUUGGAAAACUUACCGGAAAGAUGAUCUUAUCUGAUCACGAGUUGACAAUGAGCGGCAAUGAGCCGCUUGAGACUUACCUGCACAUCCAUAAUUUUAUGAUGUCCCGUAAGAACUGUAAGGUGCAAAUGCGCGCAUCCACGCGAGUACCCACGCGAGACCCCAAUUUCCUAAACGAUCAAGAUCGCGGAGAACUUGAGGCAGAACAUUUCCUCAAGGACGAGGACAUCUUGCGGGGAGAAAUGGAUAGCCAUCGCGAGCAGAUUAUCUCUAGUUUUCUCGGUUGUUUCAAUGGAAAUCGUAAAGUUGAACCCAUUAUUCACAGCCUUCGCGCAAGACUUAAUCAAGCGGAGGAUCUCAGCUUCGAUGAGAGAUGGGAGCUUUAUCGACACUACCACUGGGUGGUAGCAAAGGAGUUGGCACGAACAUAUAUUGAGCGGUGUAGUAAAUGUUCCGUUUCAACGGGUCACUUUGUGCCGGCCAACAGAGCACAGCAAGCAUUUGCAAAGCACCGGUUUAAAGAUGUGGAAGCUGCCAUAGAAUGUCUUCGGGAACGUGCGGAAGAACUAAGGGAUGAGCACAGGCGUCAACUUGUGGCUAUCGAGGAGGCUCAAUGUAAGGCUACUUAUAACCUUAUUGCUGAUCGGUGUGCGGUGGUCGGAAUGACCACAACAGGGGCCGCGAAGUAUAAUGCCCUUGUGCGCCGACUUCAGCCACAGAUCGUUAUUGUGGAAGAGGCCGCAGAGAUUCUUGAAGCGCAUCUACUUGCUUCACUUACUCCGUCGGUUAAGCAGCUUCUUCUAAUAGGUGAUCACCAACAAUUGCAGCCAAGCACCACAGUACAUACACUGGCCACCGAAUUCGGAAUGCAAGUGUCGAUGUUUGAAAGGCUCAUUAACAAUGAUUUCGGUUUUGUACAGCUACACGAGCAGCAUCGCAUGCGAGAUAAGUUCCGUCAACUUUUCGUUCCAGCUAUCUACCAUGAUUACGUUUCACACCCUUCAGUGAUGAAUCCUCCCAGCAUCCGAGGAAUGACCUCAAAUCUUUUCUUUAUGAAGCAUUCCGAGCCAGAAAAUAGUCAUAGCGAAUCGCACUCGAAGUCAAACUUGUUUGAAGCACAAUUUGUUGUACGGCUGGCGGUUCACCUUCGAAAACAGAGUUAUGCUCCAGAUGAAGUCACUAUUCUUGCUACUUAUCGUGGCCAGGUUGCUGCCAUUGAAAGUGCAGUGAAGGAUUUCAACAAGGAAAAAGGAUUUACAACAAUGAAGGACGAAGAGAAAAUUGAAUUUGUGGGCAAUAAGAAGAUUACCACAAUUGUCCGUAAAAAAGUAUUUCCUGAUUUGCCAGUGUCCCCAUUGGAAGGUAUGCGCAUUACUACGGUCGAUAAUUAUCAAGGUGAAGAAAGCCGAAUUAUCAUUCUGUCAUUGGUGCGGAGCAACAUCAAAUCGAAAAUCGGCUUCCUUUCUCGGGACAAUAGAAUUUGCGUGGCACUUUCACGCGCCAAGGAGGGUCUGUAUGCCAUUGGCAAUUUAACGUUGCUCGCUCGGGUAUCUCCCACCUGGCAAAAGAUCUGUGCUAUACUUGAGGAAAAUAAUUGCAUUGGAGAUAGUAUUGAAUUAAAGUGCGAGAUGCAUAAAGAUCAAAUUGUCGUUCAAAAAAUCAACGACUUCGAGAGAUUCCCUGAUGGUGGCUGCGGGAAGAUCUGCGGAGAUCGUCUGCCUUGUGGACACUAUUGUCGUGAACCCUGUCAUGAAGCUGAUCGUUGCCACAAAACUGACUUCAGGUGCCGUAAACCCUGCCCAAAGCGUCUCAGCUGCGGUCAUAAAUGCCGAGGAAAUUGCAGUGAAAUAUGCACAUUUUGUGAAAAGAGCAUUCAAAGGAAACUUGGCUGCGGGCAUAGGGUUGUAACCAAUUGUCAAGCUCCACUGGAUAAAAUAUGGUGCCGCUCCAAGUGCGCUCGCCUCUUACCAUGUGAACACGUUUGCCCACGAUUGUGUGGCGAGCCUUGCGGUGGACCUUGCCAGACAGCAAUUACGAAACGGGCUAAGUGUGGGCAUGCUGCUACCUUUCUUUGCAAAGAUAGAAAGAAAAGGAAAUUAUGUUUGGAAAAAAAGGAGAUAACGUUCGAUAAAUGCUCGCAUAAGAUCGUUCUGCCUUGCUAUAAGGUGAACAAAGAUCUCAAAUGCAGACAAAUACGGUCUAUGAGAUGCAGCAGAAACCAUGAGUUCGAUACGCUCUGUUAUGAAGCAACUGGCCAAGACAGAGCGGACGCCAUAUGUCCUGCAGCUGUUUUCAAAACGCUUCAAUGUGGACACCGCUUCGAGAUUCGCUGUUCAUUAGUUCGACGGUGGAACGGAAAGCUCUGUGAUUUGACGGACUUCCCAUGCCCUGAAGGAUGCCUAAACAAAGUCACGCUAAGGCCAAGCUCAGCCUCAAGGACAUGCUUGACUUCAUGCAAUAUCGAUAGCAGACCUAAAGGACGGUGUACAGGGCAGGAAUGCCACGAAUAUUGCGGCAAAACAUUGUUCUGCGGUCAUCGUUGCCCAGGUUUUUGCCACACUCAGUGCUCACCGUGCAGUGAGCCCAUAACGUAUGUGUGUCCACACGAACAAAUCGAUCUCCGCUGUAUGUCUUCCCUUUAUAGAAACCCAUGUGAUAAACCCGCUGUCCACUGUGAGCAUAAAUCCUGCGAAAAAAAUUGCGGUUCGUGUUUCUGCAGCUGUAACAGACGUUGUCAGAAAAUACCGCCUUGUGGAAUCGCUUCUCACAGUUGUAUUGGCCUCUGCGGCGAACAAUGCAUCUGUGGCGUAUGCCAUGGAAACAUGUUGGUUAAAAGGCGUCCUAUGGCCGGGAAAGUAGCCAACCCCAACAAUAACGUUCAUUACUUUCGCUUGCCGUGUGGUCACUGCUGCGAAGUUGCAUGGCUCGAUAAUAACAUGGCGCGUCACCGCAAUCUUCUGAAGUUUCCCACGUGCCCAUCUUGCCAUCAACAAAUUCGGUUCUGCAGACGAUACAAGGAGCUGCUAACGAAGAUCAGCAAUCAAAUGAAAGCAUUAGUACAAAGGGUGUUUGGAAACCUAAAAGCGAAUGAAAAAAGCAUGAUCAGGCUCUUUGAACAUGACAAACUCUCACAAGAUCUGCGCCCAAUAUUUUUAGAGCGCGACAUCUCAAAGUACGAACUCAAGUACAUCCAGUGCAGGCUUCAGAUGUCCCGAAGUAAAAAGCUCGACAUCCGGCAAGACAACAUUUCAAACACGUUAAUAUUUCGGCAGCAGUCGCUUAUUAACUACGCUAGUGAAAACGGCUUCGUAACUCGCAGUGCGUUAGCUGAGCGAGAUGGAAAUAGGAGGGAUGACCCGAAUAGAGUCGGCCUGAUAGUGAAGUUGCCUAGCGAACCGGAAACUGCAGACAACUGGAGGAUUUGCAAACAACACAAUUUCUUCCAAGGCGGGCAAUGCUCUAAAUGCUCAAGAAAACGUACCCUUCGGAAUAGACGUUUGCAGUAAACUAAUGCCUGAUUAUUAUUAUUAUUCGUUUUAAAACUAAGUAAAUUUGUACUGGUACCCCACAUGUAGAUACAAAAAUGAGUGUUGUUUCAUUGUAAGCCACAUUGAAGGGUGCCAAUUAUAGAACCAGUUUUAAGAUCUUGCACAACGAUUAUCACUACUAUCACUAGAAACUUUGUUGCUGGCCCCAAAAAACGACCGUGAGCACGUGACAAUAGUGACGCCGCGAUAGGAUAGUAGAAAAGAUGAUUUGUUUUUUUUAAUACUGAUGUCUUAGGUAGACUGACCUUAUAGGCAGAGCUCGAAGGAGAAGUUUGUAUGAAAGGUUUAAUGGUUUAAUGGCUAUAUUAAACCAAACAGUUAUUCCGUUUGUUUCUCAAAUUGGUGAAUUAAACGUGGCGGAGCAGUUGCGAAGUUUUGCUCAUGUCACAAUAAAAAUAUUGUCAUUUAUUGAGUAAGCGAUAUACAGAGCAUAAUGUGUGCAAACAAUAUACAAAAUAUAUAUAGGGGGAUGCAACAUAGAAAAGAACACAUUAAGAAAAUUAGUCAUUUUUCGAUUCAUUGUUUUGUAUUAUUGUUUCGGCAUACAUAGAGACGGCCCUACUGGCCAGUGAUAUGAAAUAUAGCACCUACCCACCCGCACCAUUAAAUGAUUAAAUAUUAUAUAAAAAAAAUAUAGUUUUUUUUUGUAAAAAAAAAUUAUUUUUAUGCAACGAAAGUUUUCUUCAAGACUUUUUGGUCUAUGCAAAUAUGCAAAUAUUUUUAUGCGCCUCAUCUUUAUGUAAGUAGGAUUAUUGAAUUCAGUAUAUAAAAUAUGCCUAAAGAAAUAAUACCUUUUCUACUGCGUCAAUCGUUUCAACACUAACUUUACUGAAGUUGCUUACUUGUAUAAAUAUAUCUUUAUUUUUCAUAUAAUUCUGGUACUACUCGGCUACCACUGCGUGUCGUCACUUACAUAUUGUGUUCUCUAGUGCUUGUCGUGUUUUUCAAAAUACCAUUUUACUACAUUUGAUCUAUGAUUAUUCUAUUUAUCCGCACGGAGAUAUAAAUAAAAAGUAAAUCAAAGUACAAGAUAAAAUUUCGUACACCAACUGAUGUUGCUGCCAACAUUGUAACUAAACUGGUACAUUUCACGUGAAAUUCUAGCCAAAUGUUUAUUUACUCGUAGGAUAAAUCUGAAGACAAAUGCUAUCAACGGGCCGUUACUCGAGUGAAGUACAAUGCGAACCUACACAAUUAAAUAAUAAAACUCAUGAUUAACUUUUAUAAUCGA
Molecule: messenger RNA, 7560 nt
Organism: Varroa destructor (honeybee mite)
Lineage: Eukaryota; Metazoa; Arthropoda; Arachnida; Mesostigmata; Varroidae
Product: NFX1-type zinc finger-containing protein 1-like
Biological process (GO): regulatory ncRNA-mediated heterochromatin formation
Cellular component (GO): nuclear RNA-directed RNA polymerase complex
Molecular function (GO): helicase activity
Source: RefSeq, a predicted model, not a curated record